CCUCACCUCCCCGACACACCCCUCUCAACCACCCAUCAUGUCGCUCAAUAUCCCCAAUGCCCCGAACGCCAACUUGUUCAAGCAGGGCUAUAACUCCUACGACUCUGAAGAUGGAGCUGUUCUUCGCAAUAUCGAUGCCUGUCGCGCAAUCUCCUCCACCGUCCAGACAUCCCUUGGUCCCUACGGCCGCAACAAGAUUGUCAUCAACCAUCUGCAGAAGAUGAUUCUGACCUCCGACGCUGCCACCAUCCUCCGCGAACUCGAUGUUGUCCACCCAGCCGCAAAGCUUAUUGUCAUGGCUUCCCAGCAACAGGAAGCCGAGAUGGGAGACGCCACGAACUUGGUCAUCGUGCUUGCCGGAGAGCUGCUAAAGAAAGCUGAGGAUCUGUUGAGGAUGGGGUUGAAGACAUCGGAUGUUGUCCAGGGCUACGAGAGAGCACAAAAAUACGCACUGGAGGUGCUCGACGAGUUGGUCGUGGAUAAGGUGGAGGAUAUGCGGUCACAGAAGGAGCUCAGCAAGGCCAUCAGGACGGUCGUUGCGAGCAAACAAUGUGGCAGUGAGGACUUCUUGGCGGACCUUAUCGCUGAAGCUGUGUUGGCUGUUCUGCCAAAGAACCCAACGCAAUUCAACGUUGAUACCGUCAGAGUUGUCAAGAUUAUGGGAGGAAGCAUGGAGCAGAGCAGAGUUGUCAAGGGUAUGGUCUUUGGGAGGGAGCCAGACGGAUCCGUGAAGAAGGCCGUCAGGGCCAAGGUCGGAGUCUUCUCUUGCCCGAUCGACACCAGCCAGACCGAGACCAAGGGCACGGUUCUACUACACAAUGCAAAGGAAAUGUUGGACUUUACCACGGGAGAGGAGAGCCAGCUGGAGGUUGCCAUCAAGGAGCUUUACGAUUCGGGUCUUCGCGUUGUCAUUGCCGGCUCCACUGUCGGUGAGCUGGCGAUGCACUACCUCAACCGCUUCGGCAUCCUGGUCAUCCGCAUUUUGUCCAAGUUUGAGCUCAGAAGAGUGUGCAGAGUUGUUGGUGCUACCCCAUUAGCAAGACUUGGCGCCCCUAUGCCGGACGAGAUGGGAAGCAUCGACAUUGUCGAGACCUUGGAGAUUGGUGGUGACCGUGUGACCGUUUUCAGACAAGAGAAUGACUCGACAAGGACGGCCACUAUUGUUCUGCGCGGAGCCACCAUGAACCACCUCGAUGAUAUUGAGCGUGCCGUUGAUGAUGGAGUCAAUGUCGUCAAGGCCAUCACAAAGGAUCCGAGGUUAGUCCCAGGAGCUGGAGCCACAGAGACGGAGCUUGUUGAGCGGAUAAUGGCACACGGCGAGACCACCCCUGGCCUGCCACAAUACGCCAUUAAGAAGUAUGCCGAGGCGUUCGAGGUAAUCCCAAGGACACUAGCUGAGAGCGCUGGAUUGGAUGCCACCGAGGUGCUGAGCAGGUUAUACACUGCCCACCACAAGAAGGAGGACUGGUCUACCGGUGUUGAUAUUGAGAACGAUGAUGGAACCGGAAUCCUUGAUGCCAAGGACGCCGGCAUCCUUGACCUGUUGGUCUCCAAGUCUUGGGCCAUCAGGCUUGCCACCGAGGCAGCACGCACCGUCCUCUCGGUCGACCAGAUCAUCGUCGCGAGACAGGCUGGUGGACCGAAGCCGCCAGCGCCUAAUGCUAACUGGGAUGAGGAUUAGAUGCAUGUGCUGGGGAGGGGAUGAACUUGGCGAGCUGGGAGACGCUUGGGCUAGAUGUAUAAUACCUAGUUGUGAGGAUACAGCCGAGAAUAGAAGCCUCCAUGCCA
This is a messenger RNA of Pseudogymnoascus verrucosus, 1788 nucleotides long. It is a transcript of the gene CCT8, whose product is annotated as chaperonin containing T-complex subunit eight component. Gene Ontology annotation, molecular function: ATP binding; ATP-dependent protein folding chaperone; ATP hydrolysis activity. The coding region runs from base 38 to 1681 and encodes 547 amino acids. Gene Ontology annotation, biological process: protein folding. Lineage: Eukaryota; Fungi; Ascomycota; Leotiomycetes; Thelebolales; Thelebolaceae. The transcript is spliced from 3 exons. The record is from RefSeq and is a predicted model, not a curated record. Gene Ontology annotation, cellular component: chaperonin-containing T-complex.